Messenger RNA from Pieris rapae (cabbage white), 499 nucleotides. Its product is annotated as probable 5-hydroxyisourate hydrolase R09H10.3. The transcript is spliced from 2 exons. Gene Ontology annotation, molecular function: hydroxyisourate hydrolase activity. The record is from RefSeq and is a predicted model, not a curated record. Lineage: Eukaryota; Metazoa; Arthropoda; Insecta; Lepidoptera; Pieridae. Bases 73 to 414 code for a protein of 113 amino acids. Gene Ontology annotation, biological process: purine nucleobase metabolic process.
CGAAUCUAAGAAAUCUUUGCCACAACAUUCACCAGAUACUGUAGCCCUCGAACGUACGUAUUUAUUUCGAUUAUGUCUCGUGCUGUUUUAUCAACCCACGUGCUAGACACAUCAACGGGACGACCAGCGUUUGGAGUUUUUGUUGAAUUGUAUAAGCAAAAGGACAAUUCGUGGGCACUGUGGCACAAUACAGCGACCUCGAGUGAUGGCAGAGUUCUUUUCCCAUUCACGAAAGAGUCAAUGGCAGCAGGAACUUAUAAGCUAAAAUUCAAUAUAGAAGAUUAUUAUAAGCAGUUGGAGAAGGAAACAUUAUAUCCCUAUGUGGAGAUUGUAUUCAAAACUGAAGAGGACCAGCACUAUCACAUCCCCUUACUGUUAAGCCCUUACGGAUAUUCCACUUACAGAGGAAGCUAAAAUAAAUAUUAUUUAGAUAUACCUAGUUGCAUAUUUUCAAAAAGGUUGAUCUGAUUUUUAAUAAAACUUGUUUACUUUCUAUUAA